Molecule: messenger RNA, 531 nt
Organism: Recurvomyces mirabilis
Lineage: Eukaryota; Fungi; Ascomycota; Dothideomycetes; Mycosphaerellales; Teratosphaeriaceae
Exons: 3
Coding region: 1-531 (176 amino acids)
Molecular function (GO): zinc ion binding; carbonate dehydratase activity
Source: RefSeq, a predicted model, not a curated record
AUGUCUGCAGCCAUGCUGCGAGAACUUGCCAAGGGCAACGAUGAGCACGUCAAGAGCUUUUCCGGUAGCAUAAAGUUCUCAGACUUCCCAAAACAAGACGCCGUCAUCAUUUUGACCUGUAUGGACCCCAGGAGCAAUAUUAUCGACACGUGGAAUCUGCCCUUCGGACCCGCCAUCUUGCGGAAUGCCGGGGGCAGAGCCACACCAGAUGCCCUCAGAUCUAUGCAAGUCCUCGCCUCCAUCAUGGCGAAUGGCCAGAGCACACUUGGCGCCGUGGCUGUGAUCCAUCAUACGGAUUGUGGGCUGGUGAACUUUGGAAACGACUUUAUUCAUGAGAGGAUGAAGAUGAAUGCUCCGGAGCAUUUGCACAAGCAGAUCGACGGGAUGGAUCAUGGUGGAUUUACUGACGUAGAGGCCAGCAUCAAAGAGGACAUGGCCAUCAUCAAGGCUGAUUCUUUCCUUCCUAAGGGUCUCGAAGUCCUUGGCUUCAUCCACGACUCGUUCACGGGAAAGACCACGGAGGUAGUUUAG